AUGGUUUUGCUGGCUCUGGCCGUUGCUGUCCCGUUGCUGCUGCUGCGCACCCCCGAGACCUCAGCCCAUUACUACGAGAUGAUGGGCACCUGUCGGAUGGUUUGCGACCCGUACACCCCCAAACAGGGAGGCGCCACCGCCAUGGAGGUGAUCCAGAACGUUAACGGCGUCGCUCCGCAGCCGCCGAUGGCGCAAGGGAGCCGCGGGGAGCCCGGGCGACCGGGAAAACCGGGAUCGAGGGGACCGCCGGGAGAACCAGGACCCCCGGGUCCAAGGGGGCCACCGGGAGAGCGCGGCGACGGCAAACUCGCCUUCCCCGCGUUAUCCGGAGCUGCGGGGGGCGAAAACGGCGAACCAGACGGUGUGAACUCCACGGCCAGCAGUUACAGGAUCGCUUUUUACGUCGGGCUGAAGAACCCACACGAGGGAUAUGAGGUGUUAAAGUUUGACGACGUGAUUACAAACUUGGGGAACCACUACGACGCGAGCACCGGGAAGUUCACCUGCCAUGUGUCCGGGAUCUAUUUCUUCACCUACCAUGUGCUGAUGCGCGGGGGAGACGGGACCAGCAUGUGGGCCGACCUGUGCAAAAACGGACAGGUGCGGGCCAGUGCCAUAGCUCAGGAUGCAGACCAGAACUACGACUACGCCAGCAACAGCGCCGUGCUGCACUUGGACUCCGGGGACGAGAUCUACGUCAAGCUGGACGGCGGCAAGGCUCACGGAGGCAACAACAACAAGUACAGCACCUUCUCCGGCUUCAUCUUGUACCCAGACUAA
Chelmon rostratus (copperband butterflyfish) is the source of this 780-nucleotide messenger RNA. RefSeq names its product complement C1q-like protein 2. The record is from RefSeq and is a predicted model, not a curated record. NCBI's taxonomy places the organism in Eukaryota, Metazoa, Chordata, Actinopteri, Chaetodontiformes, Chaetodontidae. Gene Ontology annotation, molecular function: protein binding. The coding region runs from base 1 to 780 and encodes 259 amino acids. The transcript is spliced from 2 exons.